Messenger RNA from Phyllostomus discolor (pale spear-nosed bat), 2189 nucleotides. RefSeq names its product myosin-9-like. Gene Ontology annotation, molecular function: lipid binding. Gene Ontology annotation, biological process: lipoprotein metabolic process; lipid transport. The transcript is spliced from 9 exons. The coding region runs from base 171 to 2189 and encodes 672 amino acids. The record is from RefSeq and is a predicted model, not a curated record. NCBI's taxonomy places the organism in Eukaryota, Metazoa, Chordata, Mammalia, Chiroptera, Phyllostomidae. Gene Ontology annotation, cellular component: membrane; extracellular region; myosin complex.
GGAGGGCAGCAGCAGAGACCCAGCCCCUCACUGCCCCCUGUGGCCACAGCUGGCUCCCAUUCCACCCACAGUUUGUUUUCUCUUCCCCAGGGGUGAAGCACCGCCUCUUUGUAGCCGGACACAGGAGGGCGAGCUGAAGGCAAAAGCCCCGAGAUCCCACUGCUGACACCAUGGCCUCAGAAGCUGGCAACGUCGACCCAGAGAGUGGAAAGAUUCUUCCUGCCAUUGAGUUUCUAUGGGACCUACGGAACAUAGAGAAACUGCGGCGCCUGCUGAGUGCUGAAGCCUGGCAGAGAUUUGUGGCAGCAGCCAGUGUGCCCAGGGAGGAGGCAGAUGCACUGUAUGAAGAACUGAACCAGCUGAAAAGACUCAUGGCUGCAGAGGAUGAACAAAUGCUGUCUGAUGAGCAGCGGCACAGGGAGAUGUUUCUUAAGAAGUUUCCUGUCGUGGAGCAGGAGAUCGGGGAGUGCAUAGCGCAUCUCCACGCGCUGGCAGACAAUGUUGACCAGGAGCACAGGGACUGUACCAUCUCCAACGUGGUGGCCAGUUCCACCGGUGCUGUGUCUGGCACUCUGACCAUCGUUGGCCUGUCCCUGGGACCCAUGACAGCCGGGGCCAGUCUGGUGCUUGCAGCAACCGGACUGGGAGCAAUAGCGACUGUGACCAGUGUGUCUGCCAGCGUCACAGAACGUGUAGGGAACAAGUCAGCCAAAGCUGAAGCCUGUCGUCUGGUGUCUGAUGCCAUCGACAAUGAGGUGGUCAUGCAGGUUCUAAGUGAAAACGCACCUGGAAUUGCUUCCUUAGCGAAGGGCAUCCUAUCCCUGUACAAGAUUGUGAAGAACAUCCGUGCCUCCAACGUGGCCAAAGCUAAGCCUCUCAUAGAAGCGGAGGUCCGGUUUUUGGUGACCACAGUGAAGAUCUCAAUGCGAAGCAGCAGGGAGCUACAGGCAGCUUUUGGGAUCAUUGCUCGAGCAGUGGCCAAAGGAGCUGGGAUCCUUACUAUGGCCACUGCAGGUGUCUUCCUUCUGCUGGAUGCGGUCAGCCUUGUGAAAGAGACAACAUACUUGUGUGAAGGGUCAAAGUCAGAGUCAGCUGCAGAGGUGAGGCAGCAGGCCCAGGAGCUGGAGGGGAAGCUGGAGGGACUCAGAUGGAUUCAUGAGAUUCUGCAGGAGGCAGAGCUGGAGCACCGCAAAAUGCAGGUCCUCAGGAAGAGGGAGGGUCUCCAGAGCUCCAAGGAUGAGAUGAACGUGAGUGUCCAGAAUCUGUUAGAGUGUAAAAAAGCCCUGGAGGACCAGAGGGAAGACAUGAAGACACAGCUUGAAAAUCUGGUGGCUGGGCUUCAGGCCACCAAAGAUGACAGUCUGCAACUAGAGAUGUACCAGUGUGAACAGAAGCUGCAGGGCCAAAGCGAGCAGCGCAAGGAGAAAAGGCAGCAGGACAGACAGGUGUGGGAGAUGGAGGCAGAGCUGGAGGAUGAGAGGAAGAAGCGCUCAAUGGCAGUGGCCUGUGUGGAGGAGCUGCAGAUAACCCUGAAGGACCUGGAGGCUGACAUUGACUCAGCCAAUGAAAACCAUGAAGAAGCCAUCAAACAGCUACGAAAUCUAGAGGCCCAGAUGAAGGACUGCACGAGGGAGCUGGAGGUGACACGCGCCUCCCAUGAGGAAAUGCUGGCACAAGUCAAGGAGAACCAGGAGAAGCGGAACAGCAUGGAGGCCGAGAUGAUUAAGCUGCAGGAGGUGCAAGGCAACCUUCAGAAGGACAAGCAGACCCUGGAGCAUGAGAGAGGGGAGCUGGCCAAGCAGGUGAAGGUCCUGCUGCAGGAAAGACAGGACUCAGAGCACAGGUGGCAGAAAGCAGAGGCCCAGCUGCAGGAGCUGCAGGUGAAGCUCAAGGAGGGAGAGCCAGUGCGCACACAGCUGCAGGCAGAGCUGGACAGAGUGACGGGACUUCUGGGCCAGUCUGACCGGAAGUGCAGCCAGCUCUCCAAGGACGUCUCCACUGUGGAGUCCCAGCUGCAGGACACGCAGGAGCUGCUGCAGCAGCAGGACCAGCAGAAGCAGGGCCUGAGCACCAGGCUGCAGCAGGUGGAAGAGGAGAACAGGUCCCUGAAGGAGCAGCUGGAGCAGGAGAAGGAGGCCAAGCACAACCUGGAGAAGCAGAUUGCCACCCUGCAUGCCCAGGUUUGGUGA